AUGUCGUUUGAUAAAGAGAACCUAGGCGGUGAAAUGUCGUCGCCUUUAUCUCAUAAGACACUCAAAUCCAUUUCCCCCAACCGACCCGGGAAGUUAUCGUUUGUUCAUAGUGAUAACCUCGAUGAGCAUCUCAAUACCAUUCACCAUAGUCACAAGGACAUUCAAGACCAGCUCUACAAUAUUGAAGUCCAGACCAAACAAACGAGUGUUGAUAUAGAUCAAUUGUUUAACCGACUGAAAAAUAAUAACGAGAAUCUUAAUCGGGUUCUUGAGAAUAUCUCCAGUUACUCCAAGGAAGUGAUAACUGAAGGCAAUGCCACCAAGAAGGAUAUUUCUAAUAUAUUUAGUCGAUUUGAUUCCAUCGAGGCGUUGAAUCAAAAGGUAUGUGAUGAAGUUGGUACGAGUUCCACUGAUUUAAAACAUCAAUUGGAGACUUUAAGUACCAAAUUUGACUUCACCAAAUCAGAUAUAGUGGCUAAUCUUGAUAUUCAAAGUGGUACGAUUCAAGAUAUCUCUGAAGCUUUAACGUCGUUGAGCCAAACGAUUGGUAGUAGUGAUAGUAAUUCCGAUUUGGAAUUUAAAUUACUUCAAGCACUUAACCUGAUUCUACCUAAAUUACUUGCAAUGGAAGAGUUAAUUAAGGCGUCUUCGAAGUCUUCUUCGUCUUCUUUGGAUAACGCGGAGAUUCUUGAGUUAUCCAAGAGCAUCAAAAUCUUAGCUGAAAGUAGAUUUAAUUUGGAUCAUCAAAAGGAGAUUGUGGAACCAAUUAUUAGUGAGUUUAGAAACGUCAAAUUAGAUGAUAAAUCUACGUUAUUAUUACAAGGAAUUUUCCAAAAAUUAGACAACUAUAAAUCUGAAGGUGAUCUUACUGCUAAUUUGCUUAAUAAGCUUUCAAUGCAGCUGAACGAAAAGGAUGCUCAGAUCCAAUCGCUUGAAGCUAAAAUAGAACAACAAAAUGCCAUUCUACUGGGACUAACUCAAAGACUUGCAUUGAAGGAUUCAAUACAAACUUUACAAUCAAAGCAUGACAUUCUCGAGAAUAAAUAUAACUUGAUGUGCCGUCAGUAUCAAGAGAAAUAUGAUGAACUACUUAAAAUACAAAACGAUUUCCAAUUGCUAAAGAAAACAUUGGAUACUGAUUAUUUCAAAAAGAUAGCUAAUGUGAAAGAUCUACAUUUUGAACAAAUGUCAAGACUUCUGACUUCAUUGGAGUUACCUAAAAAGUCCGGAACAUCAUUAUCUAAAAGGAUUGUUAGUACUCCAAUAGUGAUGCCAUCACUUGAUGAAGUUAAUAAUUCUGAUGGUGAGUUUUAG
Messenger RNA from Lizanozyma spartinae, 1314 nucleotides. RefSeq lists its product as uncharacterized. The record is from RefSeq and is a predicted model, not a curated record. The coding region runs from base 1 to 1314 and encodes 437 amino acids. The transcript has a single exon. Lineage: Eukaryota; Fungi; Ascomycota; Pichiomycetes; Serinales; Debaryomycetaceae.